AUGUCGACAACUCGCUUCCUCUCCGCGCUCUUGGCGAUUCUCGCCUUGUCAUGCCUAGCGGCAGACGCCCGAAAACUACAAGAAGCGGACCCCGCAGUCCCGGCAGUGGAGCCGCAGACAGUGGAAACCACCCCCCUCCCCGGAACUCCCAAGCUCGCGAGCAUCGCCGUCGCGCCGAACGCGAAAGCGAGCAGCCCCGUAGUGCCCACGACGACCGCGCCCACCCCCAAGGGGAAGGCCCCCGGCGGUAAGGUCGCUCCCGCCGGCGGAAAGCAGCAGGGCCCUGGAACGCCCAAGCAGGGCGCAGCAGGCGGCGCAGGAGCGCCCAAGACGCACCCCGCGCCGGUCCCCGGGGGAGCACAGCACAAGGGGAAGCCGCUGGGGCGCGAGGUGAUGCAGGUGGGAACCGUUCUCCGCGGAUCGUCUGUCGUGGGCGCCGCGCCCGGCGACGCGAACGCGGCGGGCAACGCGAUCAUGACGGUGUAUAAGAACGGCCCGGUGGUGAACAUCAAGUAUAUCGUCGCCGUGCGGAAGCUGUCCGUCGCGGGACUGCCCACAGGCGCGACGAUCAACAUGGCCGCCAGCGACGCGACGGGGCGGAACAGUGCCAAG
Closterium sp. Naga37s-1 is the source of this 612-nucleotide messenger RNA. Lineage: Eukaryota; Viridiplantae; Streptophyta; Zygnematophyceae; Desmidiales; Closteriaceae. The record is from the annotation of a GenBank genome assembly.